GAGGCCGGAAGCGGCCUGCCGCUGCCGGUGCCCUUCUGCCGCGCACGCCGCGCCUUCCUCCUCCUCCUCUUCCUCCUCUUCCUCAUCUUCCUCCCCGCGGGGCCCGGGGACGAGCCAUGGCGGCACACAUCAUCGUCCGCGCGCGAGCCGGAACCCACGCAGUCCUCCGAAGCUGCCGCUCCUCCCAGUUGAUCCAGUCCUUUCCGAAACCGACCCUUCUCCUCGAUCCCCGGCUGAGCUCCACCCAGACGCUGCUCCUCUCCCGAGGCUUCGCGGUAGAGGCCAAGAAGACCUACGUACGGGACAAACCUCACGUCAACAUCGGCACCAUCGGUCACGUCGAUCAUGGCAAAACCACCCUGACAGCAGCCAUCACUAAAAUUCUGUCAGAGGGCGGAGGUGCAAAGUUCAAGAAAUAUGAGGAAAUUGACAAUGCCCCGGAGGAGAGAGCCAGGGGGAUCACUAUCAAUGCGGCCCAUGUAGAAUAUAGCACGGCUGCCCGCCACUAUGCCCACACUGACUGCCCCGGGCACGCUGACUAUGUUAAGAAUAUGAUCACAGGCACAGCCCCGCUGGAUGGUUGCAUCCUGGUGGUAGCUGCCAACGACGGACCCAUGCCCCAGACCCGGGAGCACCUGCUGCUAGCCAAACAGAUCGGGGUCCAGCACGUCGUGGUGUUCGUGAACAAGGCGGACGCCGUGCAGGAUUCUGAAAUGGUGGAGCUGGUGGAGCUGGAGAUCCGGGAGCUGCUCACGGAAUUUGGUUACAACGGGGAGAAGACGCCCGUCGUCAUUGGCUCUGCUCUCUGUGCCCUUGAGAACCGGGAGCCGGAACUGGGGGUGAACUCUGUGCUGAAACUGCUGGAUGCCGUGGACACCCACAUCCCCGUGCCCACCCGGGACCUGGAUAAGCCUUUUCUGCUGCCCUUGGAAUCUGUGUAUUCCAUUCCUGGCCGAGGCACAGUGGUGACAGGGACCCUGGAGCGUGGGACGCUGAAGAAAGGAGACGAUUGUGAGUUUUUGGGCCACGGCAAGAACCUGCGUUCCGUGGUCACAGGAAUCGAGAUGUUCCACAAGAGCCUGGACCGGGCCGAGGCCGGGGAUAACCUCGGGGCCCUCGUGCGGGGGCUGAAGCGGGAGGACCUGCGGCGGGGCCUGGUCAUGGCCAAGCCGGGCUCCAUCCAGCCCCAUCAGAAAGUGGAGGCUCAGGUGUACGUUCUCAGCAAGGAAGAGGGUGGCCGCCACAAACCUUUUGUCUCCCACUUCAUGCCAGUCAUGUUUUCCCUCACGUGGGACAUGGCCUGUAGGGUAAUCCUGCCCCCGCAGAAGGAGAUGGCCAUGCCUGGAGAGGAUGUGUCACUAACUCUGGUCCUGCGCCAACCCAUGAUCCUCGAAAAAGGUCAGCGCUUCACCCUCCGCGACGGGAACCGCACCAUCGGCACGGGCUUGGUCACCGGGACGCCCGCCCUGACCGAGGAGGACAAGCUCUACAAGUGGGGCUGAGGCCCCGGACUCCUUCCUUCCCUCCUUCCCUCCCGUCUCGGCCCGGCGGCGGCAAGCACGACCGGACGUCCCCCUCCAUCCCGGCCGAGGAGAUGAGCUCCUUCCGCUACUCUGAUCAAGAUGCCCCAAGAUGGGGAAGGUGCCCGAGCCAGUGUCUGUUGAGGGUGGGGUGUGUUGGAGAAAAUAAAGUCGUGAAUGUGAGA
This is a messenger RNA of Ornithorhynchus anatinus (platypus), 1705 nucleotides long. RefSeq names its product Tu translation elongation factor, mitochondrial (gene TUFM). Gene Ontology annotation, biological process: mitochondrial translational elongation. The coding region runs from base 117 to 1502 and encodes 461 amino acids. The record is from RefSeq and is a predicted model, not a curated record. The transcript has 11 exons. Gene Ontology annotation, cellular component: mitochondrion. NCBI's taxonomy places the organism in Eukaryota, Metazoa, Chordata, Mammalia, Monotremata, Ornithorhynchidae. Gene Ontology annotation, molecular function: GTP binding; GTPase activity; translation elongation factor activity.